CCUUACGUUAUACACUUAAACUCAUAAAAACAGAGACAAACAAAAAAAAAAAACACAUUUUAUCAACAAAAACAAACAUCAUCACGAGAAAGAAGAACUGAAGAAGAAGGACGAAACAAAAAGGAAACAGCUCUCGUGAUCUUCCCCUCAGUCUUUCAAGAUUUACUAUCAAGCCCAAGAAAAAAACAAAGAAUGAGAAUUGGAUCUAAGUUUCUGAUUUCAGAUUCGUGAUUUGAUUUUCGUUUUCUUUUUGAGAUUUCUUAUGUGUCGGAGAGAUCGUUGGAGCUAUAUAUAGAUUGGAUUUGAUUCUUGGAAAGAAAUGGUGCGUUUAAAGCGACGGCAAGAGAUUAUAGAUCAUGAAGAAGAAGAGAAAUCAAACGAAGACAUAUCAUCAUCAAGAAGAGGUAGUAAACUGAGCUUAGCCGAGACGUUUCGGUGGCUUGAUUCAUCAGAGCAUCGCAAGAUUGAAACCGAUGGUCAUAAUGAUUACAAAUACAUCAUUCAUCCCAAAAAUAGGUCGUACAAGGCAUGGGAAACGUUUAUAUUGGUGUGGGCAAUAUACUCCUCUUUGUUCACUCCCAUGGAGUUUGGUUUCUUCCGCGGUCUGCCAGAGAGACUCUUUAUACUUGAUAUCGUUGGUCAGAUUGCGUUCUUGGUCGAUAUUGUUCUUCAGUUUUUUGUUGCUUACCGCGAUACCCAGACCUACCGAACUGUCUACAAACCAACACGUAUUGCUCUCCGGUACCUAAAGUCUCAUUUUCUUAUGGAUUUCAUCAGUUGCUUCCCUUGGGAUCUUAUCUAUAAGGCAUCAGGAAAACACGAGUUAGUGAGGUACAUGUUGUGGAUAAGGCUGUUUCGGGUGCGCAAAGUAGUUGAGUUUUUCCAAAGGCUUGAGAAAGACACAAGAAUCAACUAUCUCUUCACCAGAAUCUUAAAGCUCUUGUUCGUUGAAGUUUACUGUACUCACACUGCUGCUUGCAUCUUCUAUUACUUGGCCACCACUCUUCCUCCAGAAAACGAAGGUUACACUUGGAUCGGUAGCCUAAAGCUAGGAGACUAUAGCUACGAGAAUUUCCGAGAAAUCGAUCUGUGGAAACGUUAUACCACGGCUCUGUACUUCGCCAUUGUCACUAUGGCUACUGUCGGUUAUGGAGACAUACACGCGGUGAAUCUGCGGGAAAUGAUAUUCGUUAUGAUAUAUGUUUCAUUCGAUAUGGUUCUCGGUGCGUACCUUAUUGGUAACAUCACUGCCUUGAUUGUUAAAGGAUCAAACACAGAGAGAUUCAGAGAUAAAAUGAAUGAUCUUAUAAGUUUCAUGAACCGCAAAAAACUUGGGAGAGACCUUCGUAGCCAAAUUACCGGUCACGUGAGAUUGCAGUACGACAGUUACUACACCGACACUGUGAUGCUUCAGGACAUCCCAGCCGCUAUCCGCGCCAAGAUUGCGCAACGAUUGUACCUGCCUUACAUCAAAAAGGUCCCCCUUUUCAACGGAUGCUCCACGGAGUUUAUUAAUCAGAUAGUUAUAAGGCUACAUGAAGAGUAUUUUCUUCCAGGAGAAGUAAUAACAGAGCAAGGAAACGUUGUUGAUCAUUUGUAUUUCGUCUGUGAAGGCUUAUUGGAGGCUCUUGUUACAAAACCAGAUGGAUCUGAACAGAGUGUGACGUUUCUUGGGCCUCACGCAUCUUUUGGAGAUAUCUCCAUCAUUUGCAACAUCUCUCAACCUUUUACUGUAAGGGUUUGUGAGCUAUGUCAUCUUUUACGCCUCGACAAACAGUCAUUCUCAAACAUCCUCGAUAUUUAUUUUCACGAUGGACGCAAAAUCUUGAACAAUCUUGUGGAGGAGAAUGAUUCAAACGAGAGGAUAAAGAUGCUAGAAUCUGACAUUGUGAUUCACAUUGGGAAACAAGAAGCAGAUCUUGCAUUGAAACUAAACAGUGCAGCUUUCCAAGGAGAUUUCUACCAGCUUAAGAGCUUAAUCCGAUCUGGAGCCGAUCCUAACAAAACAGAUUACGAUGGAAGAUCACCCCUUCAUCUUGCAGCAUGUAGAGGCUAUGAAGACAUUACAUCGUUUCUUAUUCAAGAAGGUGUUGAUAUCAACCUAAAAGAUAAGUUCGGGAACACGGCAUUGUUCGAGGCUGUAAAAGCAGGACAAGACGGAGUGAUUGGUUUACUUGUCAAAGAAGGAGCCUCUUUUGAUAUACAAGAUUCCGGAAACUUCCUUUGCACGACAGUUUCGAAAGGCGACUCUGAUUUUCUCAAGAGACUGCUCUUAAGUGGUAUGAACCCAAACACUGAAGAUUAUGAUCACAGAACACCACUUCAUGUCGCUGCUUCUGAAGGGUUAUACUUGAUGGCUAAGAUGCUAGUUGAAGCGGGAGCUAGCAUUAGCUCUAAAGACCGGUGGGGAAACUCUCCGCUUGAUGAAGCCCGGAUGUGCGGUAACAAGAAACUGAUCAAGUUACUCGAAGAUGGGAAUGUAACCGCUGAGUCGUCAAGCUCUCAAGAACCACAACAGGAGAGAUUUGAAAGACGGAAAUGCACGGUGUUUCCUUUCCACCCACGCGAGGCGAAAGAAGAGCCUAGUAGAAAGCAUGGAGUCAUGCUUUGGAUCCCGAGUGAUCUCCAUAAACUUGUAGUAACCGCUGUGCAAGAGCUCGGGCUAUCCGAUGAAGCCUCAUUUGUUAUAUUAUCAGAAGACGAAGGUCGUAUCACGGAUAUUGAUAUGAUAAGUAAUGGACAGAAAUUGUAUUUGAUCAGUAAUACUACUGAUUAAACAUAAUGAUCGAGUCUUCCAUUUUUCUGAUCAUUACCACAAAGAGUCAUUUUGGGGUUUCAUUGUUCUUAAUCUUAUAGAGUGCAUUACAAAGAAGAACUCUAUUUUCAUAUAA
This is a messenger RNA of Camelina sativa (false flax), 2891 nucleotides long. RefSeq names its product potassium channel GORK. Gene Ontology annotation, biological process: potassium ion transport; transmembrane transport. The record is from RefSeq and is a predicted model, not a curated record. Gene Ontology annotation, molecular function: protein binding; voltage-gated potassium channel activity. Lineage: Eukaryota; Viridiplantae; Streptophyta; Magnoliopsida; Brassicales; Brassicaceae. Gene Ontology annotation, cellular component: membrane.